UCACGCAGAAACCCAGAUGAAUAAUGCACAGCUCACGGCAGCACAGAAUUGUUUUCCCUUUCGAUCGAUCAAGAUGACGAGGACGCCGGCGUCUCUCUCCUUGGCCGUCGUCGCCGUCUCGGUGGCGGCGGCGGCGCUCCUCCUCGCGGCGCUGGUGGCGGCGGACGGCCAGAAACAACAAGGCUACGUGCAGCCGGCGUACCGGCGGCCGGCCGCCGGGCUGAAGGCCGACUACUACCACCAGUCGUGCCCGGACAUGGAGGGCAUCGUCCAGCGAGCCGUCAAGAAGGCCAUCGCCGCCGACUCCACCCUCGCCCCCGCCCUCCUCCGCCUCUUCUUCCACGACUUCGCCGUCGGGGGGAUCGACGCGUCCGUGCUGGUGGACUCGCCGGGGAGCGAGAGGUACGCCAAGGCGAGCAAGACGCUGCGCGGGUUCGAGCUCAUCGAGUCCAUCAAGGCCGAGCUGGAGGCCAAGUGCCCCAAGACCGUCUCCUGCGCCGACAUCCUCGCCGCCGCCGCCCGCGACGCCAGCACCGAGGUGAAGGUGGACUACUGGCCGCUGAUGUACGGGAGGAAGGACGGGAGGAGGUCGAGCAUGGUGGACGCCGACCAGUACGUGCCCAUGGGGCGGGAGAGCGUCACCGACCUCAUCGCCUUCUUCGAGUCGAGGGGGCUCACCGUGCUGGACCUCGCCGUGCUCUCCGGUGCGCACACCAUCGGCCGCGCCACGUGCGCCGCCGUGAAGCCGAGGCUGUGGGACUACGCCGGCACGGGGAGGCCCGACGCCAGCAUGAGCCCGCGGUACGGCGACUUCCUCCGCCGCAAGUGCGCCGCCGCCGGCGACGGCGGGUACGUCUACCUCGACGCCGACACGCCGACGGAGUUCGACAACGGCUACUACAAGAACCUGCUGCGCGACAUGGGCCUCCUGGAGACGGACCAGAAGCUGCUGCCGGACUCGAGGACGGGGGAGUUCGUCAGGGAGCUCGCCGGCGCGCGCCCGGAGCUGAUCAGGCACCAGUUCGCCGACUCCAUGCGCCGCCUCGGCGCCGCGCAGGUGCUCACCGGCGACGAAGGCGAGGUCCGCCUCAAGUGCUCCGCCAUCAACAGCAACUCCUACUGAUUGAUUGAUCUGAUUAGCAUAUAUGUCAAUAUAUCGAAUUAUAUUAUCGAUCGAUAUCUAUUAUCAAUUGCUUAUGCGAGUAAUGUCAAUGGUUUUCCAUUUUGGCUUCUUGGUAAUUUCCUCAAGAGAAAAAAAAUGCUUGUGUUUUGGAGCUUAAUCCACUUUAAUUUGUUCGGUAAUACUACCUUUGAGAUGGUGUUGUAUGGUGUAAGAGUGUAAGACAGAGUCAUGUUUUAUGCUUAAA
Molecule: messenger RNA, 1367 nt
Organism: Oryza sativa Japonica Group (Japanese rice)
Lineage: Eukaryota; Viridiplantae; Streptophyta; Magnoliopsida; Poales; Poaceae
Product: peroxidase 7
Biological process (GO): response to oxidative stress; hydrogen peroxide catabolic process
Cellular component (GO): plant-type cell wall; plasmodesma
Molecular function (GO): heme binding; peroxidase activity
Source: RefSeq, a predicted model, not a curated record